AUGGUACUUUUGCUGAGUGCUGGAAACCAACCGCUUCCGGUCGUGUGUCUGUUGGUGGUGUGUUUAAUGCCCGGGUUUGACCACUCGGGACCAUCCGCCAGCGCACUACUAUUGCCCGAGUACGACUACGCCAGUGACAUCCACCAGCACGAUAUCGAACGGGAUCUUUUGCCAUCCUUCGACGGGCGAUCGUACUUCCUGCCGGUGCCAGAAGCACCGGACGAUGAGGACGAGCUUUUUCGGUCCGACUUUAACCUAGCGACGUUCCGGCCGAUAUCGCCAACGCCCGGUUUCACGCUGGACCCGUCGUACAUUUCACCCGCGGAUGUUCUUCCGGCCCGGGCCAAGCGUGCCAACCGGCAGGAUCGGCGAAGGUCCGCCAAGCAGCGCAAACGAGAGCAGCACAAGGAACCACUUGCCGAUGAGCGCGACGCCGACGAGGAUGACGAUGAGGACGAUUAUGGUGAUGGUGAGCAGGCAGCGAAGGAUGCGCCCGAACACGACCGCAGCGAUGUGGAGGAUUACGCCGAGCGGUACGAGCGGUUCAUCGCGAAACACUUCGAUGAUCUGGCCAGCGAGCGGAAAAAGUCCGCCCCACAGCGUAAAGCCCCGAAAGCCAAGUCCACUGGCAAGGAUGCCGACGAUGGUGCCGAGGAAGAUGGUGACUACAAAUUCGAUCGAUUCGAUUACGGCUCGUCGGAGGACUACGAGCGCAUUAAGGCGGAAUCCGAGGAGCAGAGCCGCCGGUUAGCGAAGGACCCCCGGAACUGCCGGACGUACGAGAAGGACGGCAUGGUGUGCAGCGUCUGCCACGAUCCGGCCAGUGACAGUGCGUCCGAGAGCUGCGCGUACGCCACCGAACCGCACCACCGGAAGUACGCCUUUGUGAAGGAGCGCAACUACGACAGCAAGCAGGACGAUCCGAACCGGCAGGCCAGCGGGCCGUCUCCCGCAGACAGCGCGGACGAGGAUGAGCAGGAUCAGGAUGGUGAGACGCGUGCGGAACGGCAAACGGACGGUGAGGUUCCGUCGGUCGGACGGCGUGUCCCUCCGUUGCCACUUCGCAAACCGGCCCUGCGCACCAAACCGCACCAGUCGGCGACGAACGGUGGCGGUUAUCGGUACCAGCCACAGGACCUCCGGUCGAACCGUGCCAGCAUGAAACUGCGAGCGGCCGAACCCGACGCGACGAAGGACGCAAACAUCUACGUGAUGGAUUACGAGGACCAGGACGAGGUGGCCAAGGUACUGGCCGAGUUCCGGACGCGUGACUGGUCCAACUGUCGCAAGGGUAAACGCAUGGCGGAUGACGAGCUGACGUGCUACCAGUGCAAGGAUGCGGCCGGCGUGAACCAUGAGGAGUGUAUGUACGUGUCGGAAUCGCGUCAGGUUGCGUCCAGUAUCGUGCAAGCGCCACCGGCGCUGCGGAAAAGGAAGCGAGUGGUGCCGCUUUCCCGCCGAGAGUUGGCCGCCCUUGAGCCUCUGGCGUCGUCCACCGGUGGGCCCGCGAAGGAAAGUCAAACCGUCAAGCGGACGGUGUCGUUCCGCAGUUUUGUCUCCGAGUCUGGCCGGGAUCGGGCAUCGGUGCCACUAGACGGAUCCGACGCUAGCGAGCGGGUGAUUCACUACGAGCAUCACAUAUCCCAUGAGGUUCCGUAGGUUGACGCGCCACCAC
Molecule: messenger RNA, 1675 nt
Organism: Anopheles nili
Lineage: Eukaryota; Metazoa; Arthropoda; Insecta; Diptera; Culicidae
Exons: 1
Coding region: 1-1659 (552 amino acids)
Source: RefSeq, a predicted model, not a curated record